AUGGCUCUCUUCAGUUUCCUCGUCCACCCGAGCCUCCGGGCGGAGUACAACAGGAUGAGUUUUGGCCACAAGAUCCUCUUCCUGGUAAGAACGUCAUCAACGCAUCAGCGCCAGCCCGUAGUCUGAAGGUUGAUCGAUUUCUAGUCGCACGAUCCAUUUCUUUUUCUCUCUCUUCUCAGAUGGUGCAUGUCGUCGACAAGCUGGGGUUAUGGCACAGGCUGCCGGUGUUCCUCGGACUCACCUACCUCACCUUCCGCCGGAUCAUCUACAACAGGCAGAACCUCCUCGCCGUCGGCAAGAUCGACUCCGUCGACCCCAACCCCGACGCCCACCCCUUCCGCUCCGACGACGGCACCUUCACUGACCUCUCCAAGCCCGCAGCCGGCAGCAAGAUGACCUUCAUCGGGAGGAAUAUUCUCCCUGUUGACCAGCAGGGAAAGGUAGCUAGCGGCUCCCACGUUGAUCUCCCACUCUGUUUGUAUCCGCUGUUGACACGCCUUUGGGCCAGCUUACGGAUCCAGAUCCGUUUGUGGUGGCGACGAAGUUGCUGGAGAGGAAGAGCUUCAUCGGGACGGGGAAGCAGUUCAACGUGAUCGCCGCCUCCUGGAUCCAGUUCAUGGUUCACGAUUGGAUAGACCACCUAGAGGCCACCCGCCAGGUACCCUCUCUCUCUCUAGAUUUAUAAAAAAUAAAUAAUCCAGUAUACAUCACAUCUCUAAAGGAAAAAUCUGACGAACGGAAUUGCUCCCGAAGAAAAAUAAUUGGGAAGAGCCUUGGCGCGAUGCAGUGGACGGAAUUGCACGCAGAGCGAGUCAUGCGUUAGAAUUCUUCCGCAUAAGUUACAAACCCCGGGGCCGAGUAGGGCAAUACGACCAAAACCGGCGUCAUUGCACAUUGGUCCCUCUGCAUGCAUUCAGACUUUUGUUGUGCGAACCAAAUAAAUCUGUUGUCUUUCCCAGCCAAGAAGAAGGCUACAAAUGUCUACGUAUGUAUAUGUAUUCGUGUAUGUAUGUGUAUGAGUCUGACUUACCGUGGCCGUGUAGAUCGAGCUGACGGCGCCGAAAGAAGUCGCUGGUGGCUGCCCACUGAAGGCCUUCCGGUUCUACGCCACAAAGAGCAUCCCUGUGGGCGCCUCAAGGGCUAUCCCAGUCGGCCACAAGAACAUCCGAACCUCCUGGUGGUAAGAAGAUCGCAGAUUCGAUUGUUCUCCAUAUUAAGAAGGAAAGAAAGGAGGAAAUGAAGAGGGGCUGAUCUGCAACGAAGGGACGGGAGCAUGCUGUACGGGAGCGACAAGUGGGCCGCGGAGCGUGUGAGGACGUUCCAGGGCGGGAAGCUGAGGAUCAGGGAGGACGGUCUUCUCCUUGAUGAUGAGCAGGGCUGUGCCGUCAGUGGCGACGUAAAGAAUAGCUGGGCCGGCAUCUCGAUCCUGCAGGCGCUCUUCGUCAAGGAGCACAACGCCGUCUGCGACGCCCUCAAGGUGCAACCGCUUCUUCUAUUUCUUCUUCUUCUUCUUCUUCCUCCUCCUCCUCUUCCUCCUCCUCCUCUUCCUUCUCCUCGUCAUUAUCCAUCAUCCUCAUCCUCAUCCUCUUGCUAAUUGUGACGCUAACGAGCUGAGGCCUAUCCUCGCGCAGAAGGAAUACCCGGAGCUCGAGGACGAAAAGUUGUUCCAGUAUGCGAGGCUGGUGACGUCGGCGGUGAUCGCCAAGAUCCACACCAUCGACUGGACCGUGGAGCUCCUCAAGACCGACACCCUCAAUGCCGGCAUGCAUGGCAACUGGUGGGGGACGGCUUUCUCUCCCUCUCUCUUCCCCCUCGUAUGAUGUUCACGUCCAGAUUCAUACGUUUUAUGUAUAUCCUACAUCCAUAACAUGGAUGCUCCUCAUAUGAUUCUAAGAAUUUGUGGGUCUCUGGUGUAGGUAUGGGCUCCUGGGGAAGAGGUUCAAGAGCAUCUUCGGCCACGUUGGAGGAGCCACGCUGGGGCUUGCUUUGAGUGGCCUCGUGGGGCUCAAGGAGCCCAACGACCACGGUGUCCCCUAUUCCCUUACCGAAGAGUUCACGUGUGUGUACAGGAUGCAUCCUCUCCUCCCGGACACCCUCCAAAUCAGGAACAUCAAUGAACCCCCGGGCGCCAACAAGGCCCCCUCUCUACUCAAAGAGUAACCUCUCUCUCUCUUCUCUCUCUCUCUCUCUCUCUCUCUCUCUCUCUCUCUCUCCUCUUAAUGAAAACAAGGGCUUUGAAUGUGCCCGUAUUGUCCGAUCGCUGGUUGACUUUAUGGGUAUUCUCUCUUUUACAUGAGCAGGAUCAAAAUGGAGGAACUGAUUGGAAUUAGAGGUGAGAAAGUUCUAAGCGAGCUGGGAUUCGAGACACAGCUAGUGUCCAUGGGCCAUCAAGCUUGUGGCGGGCUGGAGCUCUGGAACUACCCCACAUUCCUCAGGGACCUCAUCGCGGAGAACAGUGACGGAAGUGAGAGGCCAGAUAAAGUGGAUCUUCCGACUCUUGAAGGUUAAUGGUCUAUAUAUUCUGUCGUACAACAUUUUUUACCUAGGGAAUAGGUUUUUGAAGGGUUUGCUCGUAUUGACUGUGCAGUAUACCGAGAUCGAGAGAGAGGGGUUGCCAGAUACAACCAGUUCCGGAGGAGUAUGCUGAUGAUCCCCAUUUCUCGCUGGGAAGACUUGACCGAUAAUGCCGAGGCCAUAAAGACCCUAAAAGAGGUGUAUGGGGACGAUGUGGAGAAGCUCGAUCUCAUCGUGGGUCUCAUGGCGGAGAAGAAGAUCAAGGGAUUCGCGAUAAGCGAGACGGCCUUCUUCAUAUUUCUCAUCAUGGCUCCCAGGUAUUACUUCUGACCUAAUCUCCCCUAGAUUCAUCGAGUUGGGUGGUUAAUCUUACAAUUCAGGAUCUUAUGUUAUGCUCGAGAAUAGUCUGAAGAUGGGUUAAGCCUUGAGACUUUCGGAAUCAUCCCGUCGAAUGAUAACCCUUGUGUGGAUGUCCAUGGAUGGGGUGAGCCCUGAGCUUGGCCUGGGCUCAUUCCGAUUUUCUUUUGGGCUUUAGGCCUGUAAGUCAAACCCCCACCGUUCCUUACUUGGAAGUGUGCUAUCUCGCUCUGAACCAACCCAUUUUCUGGGCCUUUUACGAGACACCUGCCAGCGAGAAAUGGGGAUCAUUAGAAGCCCACUGAUGUGAAAUAUGGUAUUUGCUCUUGUAGGCGGUUGCAAGCUGAUAGAUUCUUCACAAGUCACUUCAACGAGCAGGCAUACACCAAGAAGGGGUUUGAAUGGGUCAACAAGACAGAAAGCCUGAAGGACGUCAUCAACCGCCACUACCCAGAGAUCAAUAAAAAGUGGAUGAACUCCACUAGUGGCUUCUCUGUGUGGGACGCUUCCCCGGAGAAGGCUAACUGGGUACCACUCUACCUGAGGAUCCCCAGGUGA
Molecule: messenger RNA, 3429 nt
Organism: Spirodela intermedia
Lineage: Eukaryota; Viridiplantae; Streptophyta; Magnoliopsida; Alismatales; Araceae
Source: the annotation of a GenBank genome assembly